Molecule: messenger RNA, 1284 nt
Organism: Strongylocentrotus purpuratus (purple sea urchin)
Lineage: Eukaryota; Metazoa; Echinodermata; Echinoidea; Camarodonta; Strongylocentrotidae
Product: alpha-N-acetylgalactosamine-specific lectin-like
Exons: 3
Coding region: 184-711 (175 amino acids)
Molecular function (GO): signaling receptor activity
Source: RefSeq, a predicted model, not a curated record
UUUGCUGGUAUUUUUCAAAUCUUGAGGGAUCUAAGGAGUAGAUCAUGUCAGCUAGGUCCGGAUGAGUUUGUCAAUAAAUAUGGCUGUGAUGAGAAGGACUGCAUCACAUCGAUAAUCACUGACGUUCAUCAGUUCUUUCAGCAGCCGAAAUCAAGUUCACAAAGGCAAACUAAACUAAUCAACAUGAAGCUUCUGCUCGCAUCCAUUGCCGUUCUAGCCGUGGUAGUUCACGGCUUAGAUGAAAAUGUGUGUUGUCCAUGCCCUCAGUUCUGGCUUCCAUUUAACGGGAACUGCUACCGUUACUUCGGGGAGCGGGUCACUUGGGUAGCGGCUCGUGAUCGCUGCAGGGAUCACUACUCCUUGAAUGGACGGGCUGAUUUAGUAUCCAUCCACACGGAACAGGAGAACGCCUUCGCUUACGACCUUUUCCGCUCUUCUGCAGGCAACACACCGUCGGGUGGGCCGCCAUACUAUGGGGCUUGGAUCGGUGCCUAUCAGUCAACAUCAGGCUCAACUGGACCUUUCAUUUGGACUGAUGGAUCCGGUCUAGACUUCGAGCAAUGGUUGACUCGUCAGCCCGAUAACCAUGGUAACAGAGAGGACUGCGCCCAUUUCUGGCGUAGGAACGCAGGAGAUGAUAUCCUCCAGUCUUGGAACGACAUUGUCUGUGGAGUGGACUUGCCUUUUAUUUGUAAGGUGGCCCCAAAUUAGAAAUCCCGAUUCGGCUAUACCCUGAAUUCGAAGCUUCCUUGAUAUAUCUGUAAUUUCAAUUUUGAAUCCUUUGACAAAUUUCUUGAAAACCUUGGAAACUAGUAGUGAUAGCAGUGUAGAUUAACAAACUUGGGCUAUUUUCCAUAUUGCAUAAAGUCGGUCUUUUUCGUCUUUGUUUAAUUGCACGAGAAAAAUUGACAGUGUGGAAAAUUUUACAUAUAAUUUUCUAUUUAUUUUGGUAUACAAACUGCACUACAAUAUUAAACGAUAAGGGCUCCUUCAAAGUUUCCUCCGUAUUAACCAACCGCGGUUUUGGGGAUGUGUAUAGGCACUUAAAGCCCUUUAAAAUACAUGUUUAAAGUACGUUUCUGGAGGCAAUUGGGAAAUGUUGAUUACAAAGUAUUUCAGAAUUACUGCAUACGUUUAGGUUAUGGAAUCAUCAAAAUGAUGGAAAAAGAGACUCGAUUUUAGUCACGUUGAGUGCUCACAUAAAUGUGUAUAUGGGACACGCACGUUUGGCUUGAAAGUUUGGUUCAAUAUUGUUAGUUAUAUACCUCACUUAAGAAAUCCAGC